AUGGCUGCCAACAUGGGGUCCAUGCGUAUCCUCAUCAAGGGAGGGAAAGUGGUCAAUGAUGACUACACCCAGGAAGCUGAUGUGUACAUUGAGAACGGCAUCAUUCAGCAGGUUGGAAAGGAACUGAUGAUCCCGGGUGGCGCUAAGGUGAUUGACGCCUCCGGAAAGCUGGUGUUGCCGGGCGGAAUAGACACCAGCGUGCAUCUGCAGGAGUCCUUCAUGAAUGCCGCAAUCCAGGAUGACUUCUACAGCGGGACCAAGGCUGCUCUUAUGGGUGGCACCACCAUGGUGAUGGCGAUGGUCCUGCCUGAACAACACUGCUCCCUGCUGGACGCCUACGAGAAGUGCCGAGCUCUGGCCGACGCCAAGACAUGCUGCGACUACGCCGUGCACGUCGGCGUGACCUGGUGGGGACCCAAGGUGCGUAACGAGAUGGAGACCCUGGUGAGGGAACAUGGGGUCAACUCCUUCCAGAUGUUCAUGGCCUACAAAGACAUGAUGAUGCUGAGGGACUGCGAGCUGUACCAGACUCUGCAGACCUGUAAGGACAUCGGGGCCAUCGCACGCGUCCAUGCUGAGAAUGGAGAGCUGGUGGCGGAGGGUGCCAAAGAGGCUCUGGAUCUGGGCAUCAGUGGACCAGAGGGUAUUGAGGUCAGCCGACCAGAGGAGCUGGAGUCUGAGGCUACUCACAGAGCUGUCACCAUCGCCAACAGGGCUCACUGCCCAAUCUACCUGGUCAAUGUAUCCAGUAUGUCUGCUGGAGACAUGAUCGCUGCUGCUAAGAUGCAGGGUAAGGUGGUCCAUGCAGAGACCACAGUGGCUCACGCGGUGGCUAACGGGAUGCAGUAUUACCACCAGGAGUGGGCUCACGCUGCCGCCCACGUCAUCGUCCCUCCUCUCCGCCUUGACCCCAACACACCCAGCUACCUCAUGGGCCUGCUGGGCAAUGACACUCUGAGCGUUGUGGCAUCAGAGCACCGUCCAUUCAGCACCAAGCAGAGAGCCUUGGGCAAGGAGGACUUCACCAAGAUCCCUCACGGAGUGGCUGGAGUCCAGGACAGGAUGAGUGUCAUCUGGGAGAGGGGAGUGGUGACAGGAAAGAUGGAUGAGAAUCGUUUCGUGGCCGUGACGAGCUCUAACGCCGCAAAGAUCUACAACCUGUACCCACGCAAGGGCCGCAUCAUCGCCGGGGCCGACGCUGACGUUGUGGUGUGGGAUCCAGACGCAACAAGGACGAUCUCCGUGAGCACUCAGGUGCAGGGUGGAGACUUCAACCUGUACGAGGGGAUGCGCUGCCACGGCGUUCCCCUGGUGACCAUCAGCCGGGGACGUCUAGUAUGCGAGAACGGUGUGUUCAUGUGCGCCGAGGGCUCUGGAAAAUUCUACCCCCAGCGCACCUUCCCUGACUACCUCUACAAGAAGAUGGUGCAGAGAGAGAAGACUCAGGGUUAUAAAAGCGUUGACAGGGACCCUUACUCUGGUGACGUGGUCAAGGUGGCAAACACUAUGAAGAAGGAGCUCGGUUUGGGCCCCAUCGAUGGAGAGAGCCCCACCAAACAAUCCGGCCCUCGAGGACACCAUGGGGGCCGAGACCUCCACGAGUCCUCCUUCAGCCUCUCAGGGUCUCAAGUUGACGACCACAUCCCCAAGAGGUCCUCGGCUCGGAUCCUGGCCCCUCCCGGCGGGCGCUCCAGCGGCAUCUGGUAAUCUCCACUCCCGGAGCUUCAAACCGUCCAAGCCUCCGUGUUUUCUAUGUUUCUGAACAACCAGGAAAACUGCACUGAUUUUCAAACACAGGAUUAAAGCUAAGA
This is a messenger RNA of Scomber scombrus (Atlantic mackerel), 1811 nucleotides long. RefSeq names its product dihydropyrimidinase-related protein 5-like. The coding region runs from base 1 to 1707 and encodes 568 amino acids. NCBI's taxonomy places the organism in Eukaryota, Metazoa, Chordata, Actinopteri, Scombriformes, Scombridae. Gene Ontology annotation, molecular function: hydrolase activity, acting on carbon-nitrogen (but not peptide) bonds, in cyclic amides. The record is from RefSeq and is a predicted model, not a curated record. The transcript has 13 exons. Gene Ontology annotation, cellular component: cytoplasm; cytosol.